AUGACGUCUAGAAAAAGGCGUCUGCCCUCCACAGAUGUAAAAGGCACCAGCAAAUCGAAGCGAGGAAAAUUUACUUUGGACCACUGUGAAAAACCAGAUACUUCUAUCAGUGGUAUAGUUCUAGUAACAGGAGCUGGAGAUGUUGGUCAAUUAGGCCUUGGCCCUGAUAUACUAGAAAAGAGCCGACCUGCAUUUGUGAAACUUGACCAUAAAAUUGUAGACAUUUGUGCUGGGGGUAUGCACACUGUAUGUUUGACCAAGGAGGGCAAGGUUAUUACAUUUGGGUGUAAUGAUGAGGGGGCAUUAGGGAGGGUUACUGAGGGUAAGGAGGAUGCAGAAUUUGAACCAGGAGAAGUGGACUUGCCAGGGAAGGUGGUGCAGAUUUCAGCAGGAGACUCUCAUACAGCAGCUCUGUUAGAGGAUGGGCGCGUGUUUGCCUGGGGUACAUUUAGGGAUUCUCAUGGAGUAAUGGGCUUGACACCAUCUGGUAAUCAACGCGCUCCAUACGAAAUUAUCAGAGAGCAGAAAAUAAUGAAGAUCGCCUCUGGAGCCGACCAUAUCGUUCUCCUGAACAACCACGGAGAAGUUUACACUUGCGGGUGUGCAGAACAGGGCCAAUUGGGCAGGACUUCAGAGCGAUUCAGUGACAGAAGCUACAGACGGAAUGGUGGAGUGAGCGGUAAGGAGCAACUAGAUGUACUCCUACUGCCUAGAAAAAUACGACUAAAUCCUUACUCAAAACUCCAUUUUGAGAACAUCUGGGCAUCUACUUAUGGAACAUUCUGCAAGGUAGCAGAUACAGACCAAGUAUAUGUGUUUGGACUGAACAAUUUUCAUCAAAUAGGUUUGAAAAAUUUGGUGCCACAGUUCACACCCACACUGUCAAAGGAGUUUUCCAAAUACAAAUGGAAAAUGAUAACUGGAGGACAGCACCAUACAAUAGCUUUAGAUACAGAUGGUAAAGUAUAUGCUAUUGGUAGAAGAGAAUAUGGAAGAUUAGGUUUGGGAAAAGAUUGCGAAGAUGCGACAGUACUGAAGGUAGUCGAGGAACUGAGUGAGAAGAAGGUUAUAAAUGUAGCUAGUGGGAGCGCCACGUCAUUUGCGGUUACAAGAGAAGGGGAGCUGUAUUCAUGGGGUAUGGGUACCAACGGCCAACUAGGAACAGGGGAAGAAGACGAUUGCGAAUCACCUGCUUUGAUAAAGAGCAAGCAGCUAGAAGGCAGAAAAGCGGUAAGAUGCAGCAGUGGUGGACAACAUAGCGUUUUUUUAGCUGUGAAUGUUGUAAAUAACAACAAGGGUGACGGCGAUUGAUUCAACGAGAACUGUUUAGUCUGUUUAAUCCUAUUUAGUAAAGUUACAGUUGCAUAUUGUGUUAAAUCUUUAAUAAUGAGGUGCGCCAUCACGUUGAUUUUCAAUUUCAAAUAGUUUGUUAGUGGAUUAUUUGUAUUAUAAUAAAGACCAUCAAGUAUUUUUUAGUUCAAUUCACUACUUGUAUAGAAUAUUAUGAUUGAUGAGAGCAUUUUUUGCGAAUAAGUGCCAUUGGUAAUGUUAAAUCUACUGGUAUAAUUAUGACUUAUACAUAAUUAAGGAGUCCUUAUUCAGAUUGUAUCGUAUUUUUAGUACAGUUUUUGUUAUUGUUUGGUUUAUGUGAAGUAAAAUAUAAAUAAGUAUUUAAUGAAUUGCGUGUAAUAACAAAUUGGAAUAAACUGACUUUCUAUGAG
Molecule: messenger RNA, 1721 nt
Organism: Acanthoscelides obtectus
Lineage: Eukaryota; Metazoa; Arthropoda; Insecta; Coleoptera; Chrysomelidae
Source: the annotation of a GenBank genome assembly